ACAAGUUCUAUCAUCUUUACGUGGAUGCAAGGUAACUGAUAUAUUGUGUUGGACAAGAAUUUGUUUGAUGUUUUCCACAUUCUAUCAUGUUUACAUGGAUUCGUAAAUCAAGUAAAGCUGGGGAGAUGAUCAAGAGGUAGGGGCUUGAGAUCAUGUUGCAUCUUUCUUGUUUGUUUGUUCCUCUUACCUAGCUACCUCCCAUUUCUAUCCCAUAUUUAUUUCCAUCAUAUUGUAUUUUUAACCGGCCAGAAAUAUAUUUCAUUCAGUGUGAAUACAAGAGGGUCGUUCUUAUGCUGCAAGGAGGCAGCGAACCGUCUGAAACGCGGCGGUGGUGGGCGGAUUAUAUUGUUGACAUCAUCCAUGGUGGGGGGUUUGAAGCCUGGGUUUGGGGCAUACGCAGCAUCAAAGGCUGCAGUGGAGACAAUGGUGAAAAUCCUGGCAAAGGAGCUCAAGGGGACUGCCAUUACUGCCAACUGUGUGGCGCCAGGGCCAAUUGCAACAGAAAUGUUCUUUAACGGAAAGACUGAGGAGAUGGUGCAGAAAGUAAUCGAUGAGAGCCCACUUAGCCGGCUUGGUGAGACCAAGGAUGUGGCUCCCUUUGUUGGGUUCUUGGCUACUGAUGCCAGUGAGUGGAUCAAUGGACAGGUUAUCCGUGUUAAUGGGGGCUACUGUUGAGUGAAGACUAUUUCAUCCUACCAAACACAUUAAGGUGAAUAAAUUUCAUAGCUUGCAUUGCUUAAAACUUUGAUUCUUGAUAUUGCAGGUUGAUGAUCCUUCUUAUCUGUAAGCAU
Messenger RNA from Rubroshorea leprosula, 791 nucleotides. The record is from the annotation of a GenBank genome assembly. Lineage: Eukaryota; Viridiplantae; Streptophyta; Magnoliopsida; Malvales; Dipterocarpaceae.